CGCAGCAGCACGUGACGCCGCCCAACAUGGCUGCGCCCGGUGGCUGCGGGGCGCUGCCGCGGCUGCUGCUCCUCGUCCUGGCGCUGCUGCUGGCGGCGGGGGCGGACCCGGACCUGGAGCCGGAUUCAGCUCCGGAUUCGAAUCCGGCUCCGGCUCCCGGCGGGUCCUGCGGCUGCGGGGCCGGCCGCGGCGGCGGCGGGCGGGAGGCGGCGGCGCGGCGCUACGCGGCGGCUCAGGGCAGCGGCAGCGGCAGGAGCGGGCCGAUGGUGGCUAUUCCAGGAGGGGUGUUCACGAUGGGCACAGAUGAGCCGGAGAUUUGGCAGGACGGGGAGGGCCCUGCCCGCAGGGUGCGCCUGAACGGCUUCUACAUGGACCAGCACGAGGUCAGCAACGAGGACUUCGAGAGGUUCGUGAACGCGACUGGGUACCUCACGGAGGCAGAGAAAUUUGGCGAUUCCUUUGUGUUUGAGGGAAUGCUGAGUGAAGAAGUGAAGUCUGAAAUCCAUCAGGCAGUUGCAGCUGCUCCCUGGUGGCUGCCUGUGAAGGGGGCCAACUGGAAGCACCCUGAGGGGCCUGACUCCAAUAUCUUCAACAGAAUGGAUCACCCAGUUCUUCACGUGUCCUGGAAUGAUGCUGUGGCAUUUUGCACGUGGGCAGGGAAGCGAUUACCAACCGAGGCUGAGUGGGAAUACAGCUGCCGAGGGGGCCUUGAGAAUAGGCUUUUCCCCUGGGGCAAUAAGCUUCAGCCAAAAGGCCAGCACUAUGCUAAUAUCUGGCAGGGAGUGUUCCCAAGCAACAACACUGCAGAAGAUGGGUACAAAGGAACUGCACCAGUCACUGCAUUUCCUCCCAAUGGGUAUGGCUUGUACAACAUUGUAGGAAACGCCUGGGAAUGGACAUCGGACUGGUGGGCUGUGCAGCAUUCAGCAGAGGAAGCUCAUAACCCUACCGGGCCCUCCUCAGGGACUGACAAAGUGAAGAAGGGCGGAUCCUACAUGUGCCACAAGUCUUACUGCUACAGGUACCGCUGUGCAGCCCGCAGCCAGAACACCCCCGACAGCUCCGCUUCCAACCUGGGCUUCCGCUGCGCAGCCGAUGCCCUGCCAGAGCGGCAGUGACAGAGGGCUCCCACCCCGACUGAGCGGCUCAGCUGCACCCGAGGACAAAAAGAGACAAAAAAGACGUAGGGAUUGACGCCUGCUGCUGAGACAGAACGGAAAAACCCCUCAUGUGCCUGUGGGGCAGGGGGUCCAGCACCAGCCACCGUCUCUUGGAGCUUCCUGGAUUUAUCUCUGGGGAACCCGGCCUGGGUUUCUGUCCUGACCGACCUCUUAUUGCCGUGGGUUUCAGUGGGGGUGUCCUGGAGCUGCACUGGCACAAAACUGAGCAAAACCACGCUGAUUGUAUUUUAAAAGGUUGAGUUUUGUAGAUCCUUUGGAAAAGAUCUUUUAAGAAUUUUAUGUAUGGUUUGAAUUUCCACGCUCAAAUCCCACAAACAAGGACUUUUAUAAAUUUGAGAGCUUUAAAAGAAAUUUGAAGCGGUUACUGCGUCUGUGACCCCGUGGGAGGCACAGUCACCACUUUGAGAAGAGGUGAGGACUGCAGGAAGGACAACUGCCCCCAUGGGCGGUCCGUGCAGCUCUCACAUCAAAUCCUGCCUGCACCAAAAGGUGCGUUUUGUGGUGUGAUAUUUGCUCCUCUUUAGGAAGUGCCUUCUGCAGCUGAGGGGUGGCAAUCCUCACCCUGAUGGUUAGGGAUGUCCAUGGCUGAAUAAAAUGUAAAGCAUCUCUUUAGGUUUAAGACUCUUACCGAUGGAAAGACGCUGGCACCUUCCUUGGAGUUUCUCUUGGACAUGCUGUGGGCCUGUUUGGGGGACUUGCAAAUCGCAAAAAUGGCUUUAGAGACUGGCUCUACCUGAACACCAGGUCGUUAAAGUGAAAAGGAGGUAAUUGUAACUGAGCCCCAAGGCCUAAAAAGGUAAAUUCAGAAACUGUGCUCUCAAUUCAAAGCAAACAAACAAAAGCUUCAUUUAGUAGAACUGUAGCAAGGAGAAGAAGGGGAGAUACUGUCAGCUACCUCAUAUGGGGAUCUGAAUGUAUUUCAGCCCUUCUGCAAAGCGCUUUGCACUCUCACUCUGCCCACAGCAGCUGGGGACACUGCUGUGCCAGGGAGCCCAAAGCUGUUCCUGCAGUAAGCUCUGUCCCCAAGGGGCUGUCCUGUCAGCCCCACCGUGCUGUCAGCUGUGUGGCUGACCGCUGCCAGGCCUCUGAGCUGCCUGCGUGUGCAAGGGGUCGGUCUUGGCCGUCUUGUCAGAUGCUUCGAGAGGCAACAGUGAGAAUGUGAUGGUGUAGCACCAUUUUUGCAUUACUGCCACCCCUUCCCAGCACUAUUUUCUUGUAGUGAACUCGGUGGGGGUCACUACACAGCCAGUGCUUGCCAGGUGCUUCUCCACUUCUGUGUUUCACAGGGAAAGGCGAGCGCUGGAGGGCUUCUGGGGGCACCUUCCAGGAGCACCAGCCCCUGGAGGGGACGGACACUACGCAUCAGCCAUUCUGGCAGCAGAAAGGAUUCGGGAACACAUUUCCAUGUUGAAAGCUAUGUUAAAUGUUUUCUAUUCUAAAGGCUAUUUUACUACUACUAAAUGUUUAAUUAAAAUCUCUGUAUAAAAAAUGUAUUUCCCUGUUGUUCUUAAUAGAUUCUACUUCUCUAAAAGGCAUUUUUCUGCUAUAAGAAGGAACGAACACUUUAUUAAAGAUGUUGCCUAGGA
Molecule: messenger RNA, 2767 nt
Organism: Anas platyrhynchos (mallard)
Lineage: Eukaryota; Metazoa; Chordata; Aves; Anseriformes; Anatidae
Gene: SUMF1
Product: sulfatase modifying factor 1
Biological process (GO): protein oxidation
Cellular component (GO): endoplasmic reticulum
Molecular function (GO): formylglycine-generating oxidase activity
Source: RefSeq, a predicted model, not a curated record